Messenger RNA from Rotaria sordida, 1965 nucleotides. The record is from the annotation of a GenBank genome assembly. Lineage: Eukaryota; Metazoa; Rotifera; Eurotatoria; Philodinida; Philodinidae.
AUGACUUCUCGUCGUGGAAUAUUUUUUAAUUCAAAAUCACGUACUAAUGAUAAAAUAACUCAAUUAUCAACAGCAAUAUCAAAUCAAGAUACAACUAGUAAUACAAAUCAAACAGGAGGAACAGUUAAGAAAAAAAUUAUAUUAAAUCAUACAAAACGAACUAUAAAUAAAACAAUUUAUUCUGGUCCAAGAAAAAUUUUUAGUACAAAUUAUAAAGCUAAUCGUACACAAUUAAAUCAUAAAGCUUUUUUUGGUGGUAAUACCGAUGAAUAUGAUCUAGAUAAUAAUCAAACAACAACAACAAUUAAUACUCUUCGUUCAAAAACAAUAAUGCAACAUAGUACAACAAAAACUGAUUCAAAACAGAUACAUACAACUGUUUCAACUUUUCGACAACCAACAACAUGUUCAGAACUUGAUGAAACACAAAGUUAUAUUGAUGAUAUGGAUUAUCUAUUAGCAGGAUUUCAACCUGGAAAAUUACUUGGAGAUCGUUGUCUCAGUGCGAUUAAAUUUGCUGAAUUAUGUACUAAAGCAUCAUUUCGUAUGCAUAUACAAACAGAAAGUGCACUCGAACGUAUAUUCAAUUUAUUAAAAGAUGCGCCAGAUGUACCGAGUUUAAAUUUAUGCACAGCGUUUAUUUUAUAUAUACUUUCAUUAGACAUAUUAACAUCACAAAUGAAUUCAGAUAUUAUACGUUUAAUGUUAGAUUUAGUUACAAAGAGUUCAACAAUAAAUAUUGAUGAUCGAGAAUAUAAGAAAAUGAAAGAACGAAUAUUAAUAAUUAAUAAUAAAUCAUUAUCAGAAGAUAUUUUUUAUGAAGAAAGAUUUAAUACAUGCGAUAUUAUUCUUGAAACGUUUGUUAAUAUUUCUCAUCAUAAUUUAAAAGAAUCUUUACAAGAUGAAAUACGUAUAUUAGGUGGUUUUGAUCAAAUAAUUAAUGCAGUUUAUUCAAUAAUCCAAGAUUUAUCAAAUAAUGAUUUUCAAUGUUAUCCAUUAUCAGAAUUAUCAUUACGUUAUAGAAAAUUAUGUCGAUUUAUUAAUAUGUUAGAAGAAUUCUCAAAUGAAAAUUCUGAACAAUCAUCAAAAUUACAUUUAGAUGUUAAUCGAAUGUAUAUUGCUCAGUAUAAUCAAUAUUCCUUAUUUCAUUCCUUAUCAAAAUUACUUGAUCUUUCGCUUAUUUGGCUUCAACAAUAUUCAUCGAUGAAUGAAAAUAGUGCUGCAACUACAACAACAACUAAUAUGAAAAAUUUAAAUAUACAUCAUCUAUUUCGAGAUGGAUGUAAGACAAUCAUGUCUAUACUUGUGAUUUUUACUAAUGAUUGCGAAAUCAUUUGUGAUCGUUUAACAUCAGAUAAUCGAUUCUUUUCAAAUUUAUUUCGUUUACUUAUUACUAUUGAAAAAAGUUCAUUUAGUAAUGAAGAUAAAUUUGAUACACUUGCAUUGACGCUUAAUUUAUUAAUUAAUCUCGUACAAAAUACAAAACAUGUCUAUAAAUAUUUAAUGGAAGAAAAUAUGCCUGAUGGAAAUCCAUUAAAAAUUUAUGAAUAUCUUGCUAAAUUAUUUUGUGAACAAGAAUCAUCAGCUGCUCGAGCUGAAUCUCUUGAAGAAAAUGAUUGGAUGAUGGAAGAUGUUGAUGAUGAUGAUUUUGAUGAACAAUCAAAUACAAAACCUACAAAUGAAAAUGGAACAAAUUUUAAUCGUGCUUUACAAAAAGCAACUGGUCAUAUGGAAAAUACAUUUGUUGCAGCAUUUGCUGGUGUAAUUUUAGCUGUUAUUUUAUUACGAGAUCGAACAACAUAUGUAUCACAAAUACAAGAAUUAAUGCCACAGAAAAAAUUUGAUACAAUGGCAUUUAUAUUAAAAAAAUUCUUUGUAUUUAUGGAUAUGUCGCAUGCAUUUACACCAUCUGGUGUAAAAAUUCUUGAAGAAAUUAUUUCAAUGGUCUUGUCAUUAUGUGGAUAA